Cylicocyclus nassatus is the source of this 803-nucleotide messenger RNA. The record is from the annotation of a GenBank genome assembly. NCBI's taxonomy places the organism in Eukaryota, Metazoa, Nematoda, Chromadorea, Rhabditida, Strongylidae.
AUGAACAACGUGGUCAUUACUGGAGUCGACGUGUAUCGAUGGUACGUUCUUCCUGCAAUGGGAGAACUUAUUGGAACGGCACUUUUCGUAUUUUUUGUGAAUUUCGCCAGCGCACCAUCUUCAAUCAGGAUAAUAACCUAUCCAUUGAUUUCGGGUAUCUCCUUGUUCGUUCUACGAGGAUUCUUCAAGAAAAUCGCUCCUGGCCACUACAAUCCGGUAGUCUCCGUUUCCCAAUGUGUGAUGCGACGAAUCGAUGGGCCCACCACGAUGGCGUUUCUUGCAGUUCAAGCAUUUGGUGCUUUCUUGGGAGCUGUACUCUUCCGAUCGCUGGUCUCUGACUCAAUGUUUGAGCAGUAUUUCAUUGGAAGCUACUCGAGCAAUGAAGAGUCGAAGAACAUUGCUAGAUCACAGGGCUUCUUUCUCGACAUCAUUCUAUCGGCAGUGAUAUGCUUCAGCUAUAUGAGCGAAGAUUCUCGCGACUACAAUCUGCAAGUUCCCUUAUGCUGGAUGCUCGUGUCAUUCUUCUCAUACCCCUUGAUUGGACAAGCCGGAAAUGUGGCCCUUUCUUCUGCCAAUGCCGUUGUUUACCACAUAUUUACUGGCGAUGGCACCUCCACUAGACAUCUCUAUUUACAUUUUGCUGCGGGUCUUAUAGCUAUUGUGCUUUCGUCAUUUAUAAUGUGGCUCCUGAAGACACCAACAAAGCGAAAAAGGGUAGAUGACGGGGCAAAGGUAGAACAGCAGGAUAAAUCUAUUGAGAUUUAUUAGUUUUAGGUUUAAAAACCGCUGUCUUUCAAAACUUC